AUGUAUUCCAAUUUCAAUGAAUAUUUUUAUCUUAAUACCGACGCUUCUAAUUAUGCCAUUGGUGCUGUACUAGCACAAAAAGAUGAAAAAGGACAUGAAAGAGAAUGUUUAGCCGUGAUAUGGGCUACCAAACAUUUCCAUACCUUUUUGCAAGGAUCGUCAUUUUCCGUAGUUACCGAUCAUGAAGCUAUUCCCUGGUUAAAGAAACAUAAAAAUCCUAAAGGAAGGUUAGCUCGCUGGAUUAUUCACCUUUCAGAGUAUGAACCCUAUACUAUAAUUCGCAGGAAAGGAAGUAGUCAUAUCAACGCUGAUGCGUUAUCUAGAGUAAAAAUUAUGGAUACAACAACAUAUCACAAUUUGGUUAACUACUUAGAAAAACAUAAAUAUCCACUUAACUACACUAAUAAACAACAACGACACUUAGCAAAAAUCGCAAAUAAUUAUUUAGAAAGAAAUGGCAUAUUAUUUAGGAAAAAUAGGCAUAAUUUAAAUAUUCCUCUUAGAGUAAUAUCCUUGCAGGAUAAGGAUAAAUUAUUAUAUAAUUAUCAUUCGUCCCUAUUAGGAGGACAUUUUGGAAUUAAAAAAACUAUAGAAAAUAUCAAAGAAAAAUAUUAUUGGUCAAACUUGGCAGAGGAUGUAAAAUAUUAUAUUGAAUCAUGUGACAUAUGUCAACGAACCGGAAAACUAAAUAAGGACCAAACAAUAAUUCCUAUUAAAGUAACAAGACCUUUUGACCAAAUAAGAAUAGACUUUGUAGGACUAUUAAAAGUAUCUAAAGAAUUUGUAGAAGUUCCUUAUGAAGAAGUUUUAAAUAGAAGCAUUGCCCAAAUAGUAGGAACAUUUACUGAUGCAUUAAUACUUGCCAAGGAUAACAUUGGAACAGUUCAACAAAUACAAGAGGAAUGUUCCAAAAGGAUUGAGAAAGCUUCCACCUUUAAGGAAGGAGAUUUAGUAAUAUUAUAUGAUGCUGUCAAACAAAAUGUCCAUGGUGAUAAGUUUACUCAACGAUGGACAGGACCCUAUUAUAUCCAUAGAAAAAUUGGUGGCAAAACUGACUUAUACCGAGAAUUUCCUGAAAAUAUAGAAGAAAUUAAUAUCCAAUUGAAACCUGAAAUGUUUAAAAUUACUAUCGCUGAACAAAUAAUUGAAGUUCCAAUAGAAACUGUAAAACGAAUUGACUUCACUCCAUAUCAAUUAGACUUGUAUAACUUAGAACAAGAUUUUGACUUUGGAUUAUAUGUGGAGACUGACCUUAGGAAACUAUUACAGUACAUUGAUAACACUAAUAACCCCAAUGGUAAAAGAUUAUUGGCAUAUUCCUUAUUGGAAACAAAAAUGAAUUCUAUGAUCCAGAGGAGCAACAAGAAAAAG
This is a messenger RNA of Dentiscutata erythropus, 1371 nucleotides long. Lineage: Eukaryota; Fungi; Glomeromycota; Glomeromycetes; Diversisporales; Gigasporaceae. The record is from the annotation of a GenBank genome assembly.